Molecule: messenger RNA, 2340 nt
Organism: Pungitius pungitius (ninespine stickleback)
Lineage: Eukaryota; Metazoa; Chordata; Actinopteri; Perciformes; Gasterosteidae
Gene: txlnbb
Product: taxilin beta b
Exons: 10
Coding region: 718-2280 (520 amino acids)
Molecular function (GO): syntaxin binding
Source: RefSeq, a predicted model, not a curated record
GUUGAAAUUAGAGCACGCAGGGAAUCAGAUGAAGUCGUUGGUAUUUUACCUUCAGGCGGAGCAUAAUCUCCAGACUGAAACGUUGGAGAGACUCCUGCCGGUGACAUCCUCUGGUGAAAGAUGAUUACUGCAGUAACAACAAAGAACAAAUGAACGCGUCCAAAAGAUGGUGUUCACCUCGUGGUUGAUGCUCCACCACUUUCAGGCUGCGUUCAGCACACCAGUGACUGCACUCGCCCGCGUGUGUGAACCGAAUAACCAGGAAACCACAGUGAUCUUGGCGUUAUGCCGCCUCUCCUCAGGAUUUGGGAGGAGGUCUGUUCUAAUUCUGGCCAAUCACAUCGACUGAUCUUUCCUUUUUUUUCUAUCCUGCUCAGUGACUUUGCCUGUCAGGCCCAUUUGUUAGAAUGAUUAUAUGGCUGUUAACAGCAUAGCAGCUUAAAAUAAAGUUAGUGCUGGGCUUCGCACAAAAUGGCGGCGGAAGAUCAGAAAAAAAUGUUUUGAUUGUAUUCACACACACACGUGGGUGUUUCUAUCCCUGCUUGCAUGACAAUCAGAGGACCAUGGGUGUCCUGGACAGAGCGUCUCCCUCUCUCUGCUCCCCUGGUUUAUUUUGAGGUGGUCUUAUCACAGCUGUUGUAUCUGUGGUGGCAGCCUGUCCAGAGACCCUCCACACUCUUCCUUUCCGCACCCUGGAACUAGUUCCCGCUCAGAAUAAUGGAGGCUUGUCCUGCACCCACGGGCCCCGAGGCGUCGCCAGCCGAGGCUCGGCACAUUGACCUGACAGAAGACCUGGCCCAGCAGCUGGAGGACAUCAUUAGCACCUACCAGGCCGACGAGAUUCCCGCUGAGCCAGGGGACACAGACGAGGUCACAGCUGUGAAAGAGCCAGCCAGCCGCAAGGACCAGAAACUGGAGAAGAAGAUGCUCAAAAGCUUAGGGAAGGAGGCCAUGCUGCUGAUGCAAAGUCUGAACAAACUCAACACUCCAGAGCAGAAACUGGAAGCCAUCAUCAAGAAGCACGCUGAGCUGCUGGAGGAGCACCGGAGUGACCAGAAGCAGUUAAAAGUUCUGCAGAAGAAGUUGCUCCAGGUGAUGAAGGAGAAGGACCAGCUGCAGGGUGAUCACAGCCGGGCCGUGCUGGCUCGCAGUAAACUGGAGAGUCUCUGCCGAGAGCUGCAGAGACACAACAAGACCUUAAAGGAAGAGACCCUGCAGAGGUGCAGAGAGGACGACCUGAAGAGGAAAGAGAUCACCACCCAUUUCCAGGGGACGCUGAGUGAGAUUCAGGCCCAAAUCGAGGAACACAGCAGCCGCAACACCGCGCUGUGCCAGGAGAACGGCGCUCUGGCAGAGAAACUGAAGGGGCUCAUUUCACAAUACGACCAGCGAGAGGCGAACCUGGAAAAGGUUUUCAAACACAGAGACCUGAAAGAAAAGCUGCUGGACACCAAACUCACGCAGGCCAACAUGAUACUGAAGGAGACGGAGGAGAAGCACAAGCUGGAAAAAGAGCUUCUGCUAAAACAGACGGCCGAAUAUAAAGCCAGAGUGAAGGUCAUGAGGGAGCAGGAAAACGAUAUGAGGAUCCAGCUCGAGAUGUACUCCAAGAAGUUUGACGAAUUCCAGGGCACGGUAUCAAAGAGUAACAGUGUCUACAGCGACUUCAAACAGGACAUGGACAAAAUGGCCAAGAAAAUGAAAAAGUUGGAUAAAGAGAACCAGUCAUGGAAGAGUCGCUUCGACAGCUGCAACAAGAGUCUCCUCGACAUGGUGUCAGAUAAAGCAAUCAAGGAAAAGGAGUUUGAGCUCGUCACCAUCAAGAACCAAAAGCUUGAGAAUCUGUGCAGGGCUUUGCAAGAGGAGAGGAAGACUCUUUCUGAGAAGGUCCAGGGAGCUGGAAGUCAACCCCACAACAGUGCCGAGCCAAAGGAGAAGGAGGGGCCAGAGGAGCCGGUGUCCCCCGAAGUCCCUGAAGACAAAGACCCCGUCCGGAAAACUGCUUCUCCUGUCUCUGCUGCCGCCGCCGAGACGCCGAUGACCAAGGAGCUGGCUCAACUCAAGGCUGAGCAGAGCCGCCUGAAGGAGAUUUCGGGCUCCUUCACGAUCUCUCAUGUUCCACCCACAGAUGCAGUGGUUCUCCAACCACAAGGACUCUCCGAGGGCGUCCAGGAGCCAGAGCAGAGCCACCGGGAGGAGAUCAACGGCGAACACCUCCAGGAGGAUGAGCAGGACGGAUGCCAAGAACAGAGAGAUUUGGAAAUGGAGUCAGUUGAUUAACGUGGGAAAGAAAUCUGAUUUGUGUGAGAUUCAUAGCAAUAAAAAGAAAAGUUGGCUGGC